Messenger RNA from Ictalurus punctatus (channel catfish), 8704 nucleotides. RefSeq names its product cytoplasmic polyadenylation element binding protein 3 (gene cpeb3). Gene Ontology annotation, molecular function: translation factor activity, RNA binding; mRNA 3'-UTR binding; ribosome binding. The record is from RefSeq and is a predicted model, not a curated record. NCBI's taxonomy places the organism in Eukaryota, Metazoa, Chordata, Actinopteri, Siluriformes, Ictaluridae. Gene Ontology annotation, cellular component: synapse; neuron projection; nucleus. Gene Ontology annotation, biological process: negative regulation of cytoplasmic translation. Bases 211 to 2187 code for a protein of 658 amino acids. The transcript is spliced from 11 exons.
UCGGUGCCUUCAAAGCUCUUUUCUCGUUUGUUCACAUUUGGAGCAGAUACCCGUGUGUGUGCGUGUGUGUUGAGGCGGGUUAAAGGAUAUACAGUUUGCGCAGUGACGCCGCCAGUUUGUGCUAGAUGGGUGAUUACGGGUUCGCCUUACACUCGGCUCUCCUCAGCAGUAGCGGCAGCUAUAACAGUCUCCCUCUCGGCUCAGCAAACCAUGCAGGAUGAUUUACUGAUGGACAAAAGCAAAGCUCAGCCUCACCACCAGCACCAGCAGCAGCAGCAAGACCCAGCCAACGUCGAGCCUCCUUCCACACCGACUCCCUCACCGUCCGAGCCGGCGAUCUCUGAGGACAGCAGCCCGUUGAGCGGGAGCAGCCAAGCGCCUUCGGUCCAAAGCAGCAAAGAGAAAGUAGCAAUGGAAUCACCGAUCCUGCCGGGUCUGGGCUUCCCGGAGACCGGUGGCAACUCCUUGUCUCCGUCGUUCGCCAGCACUUGGUCAUCUGGAACGGCGAACGCAGUGGACGAUAGUUUUUUCCAAGGAAUCCCCUCGGUGAACGGCACCAUGCUUUUCCAGAACUUCCCUCACCACGUCAACCCGGUUUUCGGAGGCGGAUUUUCGCCGCAGAUCGGCUUGGCACAGUCACAACAGCAGCAAGUACAACAACAGCAGCAGCAGCAGCAGAGGAGAUCUCCGGUCAGCCCCAACCAGGCUGUUUUUCCUCAGCGGAACGCAUACAGCCACCAGGCCGUGGUGAACAGCAAGGCCUCGCCGUCUUCGUCCUCCUCGUCGUCGGCAUGGAGCGCUCAGCAGAGCGCCGUGUGGAGCUCCGGCUCCAACCCCUGGAGCGGGCUGCCGGCCGGCCGGGACCCGCGGAGAGCCGUCGGUGUAGGAGUCGGCCUGCCUUCGGCUCUUAACCCCAUCUCUCCGAUGAAGAAACCCUACCCGACUAAUGUCAUCGCCCCGCCGAAGUUCCCCAGAGCCGCCCCGCUUACCCCAAAACCCUGGCUGGAGGACAACGCCUUCAGAACGGACAACGGCAACCUGCUACCUUUUCAGGACCGGAAUCGGCCCUUUGAUCCAUUUAACUUGCAAACUUUGGAGAAUUCCUUAAUGGAUAUGAUAAGGACUGACCACGACAAAGGUAAACACCACCCUGUCGGGGGCCCACCAAUGACUAUCGCUGAUAUUGUGUGGAGGAAUCAUUUUGCAGGACGCAUGGGUCUGAACUUUCACCACCCAGCAGCAGAACACAUAAUGCCACUGACCAGGAGUUAUGGUCGCAGAAGAGGUCGCUCAUCACUGUUUCCUUUCGAGGAUGGCUUUUUGGAUGAUGCUCAUGGAGAUCAGUCUCUAACUCCAGGGCUGAACUCCCCUACUCGCUGUCAGAACGGUGAGAGGAUGGAGCGUUACUCCAGAAAGGUCUUUGUUGGUGGACUGCCUCCAGACAUCGAUGAAGAUGAGAUCACCAAUAGUUUCCGUCGCUAUGGACACCUGGUGGUGGACUGGCCCCAUAAAGCAGAAAGCAAGUCCUACUUUCCUCCUAAAGGUUACGCCUUCCUGCUUUUCCAGGAAGAGAGUUCAGUUCAGGCCCUCAUCGAUGCCUGCAUUGAGGAAGAUGGAAAACUCUACUUGUGUGUCUCCAGCCCCACCAUUAAAGACAAACCAGUCCAGAUCCGCCCGUGGAAUCUGAGUGACAGUGACUUUGUGAUGGACGGCUCACAGCCUCUGGACCCUCGCAAGACCAUCUUUGUGGGAGGAGUCCCUCGACCUCUGCGCGCAGUGGAGUUGGCGAUGAUUAUGGACCGGCUGUAUGGAGGUGUGUGCUAUGCUGGCAUUGAUACUGACCCUGAGCUGAAGUAUCCUAAAGGAGCAGGUCGAGUGGCCUUCUCUAACCAGCAGAGCUACAUCGCUGCCAUCAGCGCUCGAUUCGUCCAGUUGCAGCACAACGACAUCGACAAGCGGGUGGAGGUGAAGCCGUACGUGCUGGACGAUCAGAUGUGUGACGAGUGCCAGGGAGCGCGCUGUGGAGGCAAGUUCGCCCCGUUCUUCUGUGCCAACGUCACGUGCCUGCAGUACUACUGUGAGUACUGCUGGGCCAGCAUCCACUCGCGCGCCGGCCGCGAGUUCCACAAACCGCUGGUGAAGGAGGGAGGAGACCGACCACGCCAUGUCUCCUUCCGCUGGAGCUGAUGGAGGAGUGACCUCCCUUCCUCACUUCUUCACUCCCAUCAUCCCCCUCCAACCAACUAACUACCACCAUCACCACCAUCACAACUACAACCGAAGAUAACAUGGGUCUUCUUUUAUCCUUUCUUUUAAACAAAAAAAAAAAAAUGCACAGCUCUUAAUAUCUUUGUCCACCAUACUCUCUGCUAAUGAACAUUCAGUCGAAUAAGAAUUUUGAGUCUUUCUGCUCAGAAAUUUGCACUUUGGCACACAUGUACACACUUGAUGUUAGCUAGGUCAUGACAAUACUGUUCUUUUUUUCAAGUUUACUUCAAUUUCCUCUAGUCAGUCAGUGUUUCCCAAUAGGACAUCAUUUAGACAAGAGUGAGACUACACACACACACACACACACACACACACACACACACACAUACAUAUAUAUAUUUAAAAAAAAAUGAUUAUAUUUUUGGUUUUGUAAUCUAUAAAUAUAUAUAUACGCAUAGAUAAUUCCUUUUUUAUUUUAUUUAAUUUUCUUUUUUUUUUUUUUUUAAAGGAGCAUGCACUUGUUUUCAGAAAACCUAUAUCAUUGCCCCGAGUAGAAAAUGUGAGGGAACAAAAUUACCAAAGGUGAAAAUCAACCUUUUAUUAAGGGUAAAAUAAAAAAAUUUUAAAAAACAAACCAAUCAUAAAUGAAUCUAAAAUUCGAACACACCUACUGUAUUCGCUCUCAACAGUUCAGUUAAUACCUCAUGUGCACAAUCAGAUUUUGUUUCCUUCGCUUAUCAUUUUUAGGCCUUUUUUAUUUUUUUAAUAAUAUUAUUUUUUAGUGUUAUGUACAUGUAAUGCUGCAAUAGCUUUUGCUGCUAAAUCCGUGGUAUAUAGUUGUAUACCAUAGUACUUUAUUCAGGCUGGGAAGUGGAUGAGAAUCGGUUAGGGCGCCUGGUUGGGAGGUGAGCAGGCCGGCAUGAGAGCGAGCGUCGGCCUCGGCGCGGUCUCUGCUCGUCCCUGAACUGCAUGGUUCUCCGAAUCAGGUCUCUGCAUGCAAUAGAAUUUUCAGUAUCGAGUCUAUUAUUCAUCUUGGCCCACUUUGCACAUGGUAGACGAGGACACAGGGCAGGAAAGCGCGCGGGAGACGGAGACGGAGACGCCGCGAGAGGAAAGCCCGUCUCGCUCGAUCUCGCUGAUCGUAUCAUGCUGAAAGCUAAAAGCGAGAACAGACGACUAAACCGCAGUUCUGAUUUAAAAGGCCUAGAUGUAGGAUAAGCCUUCAAACAAGCUGUCUCUAGUAGGUGAAGAACAUUUUUCUUUUUUCAGUAAUUUGUUAAUAUAAUUGUGCAAUUUUUUUAUACGGUAUGUAGUUAGGUUUGAGUAUAUGCCUAGAACUGUGAUUCGCUUUAACUGUUCUUGAUGUCUAACAAGUCCUGUGAAAACUUCAUAACCAGUGUAUACAGUACACAGAAACACUCACUCGCAUACAUACAGUCUUCCCUGUCCCUCUGUUUCGUAUACACACACACACACACACACACACACACACCUUUUGAUAGUUCUCACUCACACAGGAUGUAUAAAAACUAGCCCCUUUCCUAAAAACUACCAACACCAUUCACUAGAACUAAUACCACGUCAGGCCUCGACGCUUCUGCCUGACUAGUGAAGUGACUAAAAGACAAAAAAAAAAUACUGCAGUGACGUGUUUUUCCCCCGCAAAGACCCACAUAAAGAGUUCCGACAGUGUGACUGCAGCACAUUGGAUUAACAUCACCAGAACAUUGUGUGCUCGCUGCAUUUAUAUAUCUAUAUAUCUCUAUAUACACAGAUUUUCCUGCAAAGCUUGAAGAAUAGAACCAACCUGCUAAUAAUGAUGGUGGAUAUUUUUUUAAGACUAUGGGCUUGAGAGAGGACGAGUGGGAGUUUAGGAGAACACAAGUAUUGGCUGCUGAUGUGAUGCGUUUAAGAGCGAGACAGGGUUUUACGAGCCCAUGACAGUCCCGAGCUCGGUGUUUCACGGAGCGAAUGCUAGAUGGUCCCACCCCGUUUUCCCGUAGUGACAUUCAUCACGCCGGAAAAGGCCGCAGCAACCGUGGCUCGGGUUUUUAAUCCUAAACAGUCACCUUUAGGACGGAACACUUUGUUCGCUUUUGGAAGAAAAAAAAAUUACGUAAAACAAGAGCUACUUUUUUUUUACUGAUGGUAAAAAAAAAACAAAAACAAAAAAACAGCAGAAAACUAAUCAUGAAUAGCAAUGAGGAUCCUUAUGGACGUGAAUUCUGGGGGGUUUGUGAUAUUUCCUUCCCAACCCAGAAGGGUUUUCUAGAUCUGUUCCUUUUCUGUAAUAGACAUUUGUUAUGCACUACUCUUUGUAUCUAGAUGGUUAGCUAUCAGUCAGCUAUUUUUUUUGUUGAGAGAGCGCAAGCGAGAGAGAGAGGAAAAAAUAGAAAAUGUGUGCUUUCUGACUGAUGUGAUCUUUUGCAAUACCUCAAUUUUGAAAUAUAAUAGGAGAGAAAUCAAUAUUUUCUAAGUAAGUUUAUUCAAAUACAAAAUAUAUAUUAAUUUAAAUUUGCAAGAAAAUGAUUUAACAGAUGGUUAAUUUUAUUUUUGUCAUGUUGAUUUGCUUUUAUGUUUAAUUUUAUUUUUUUGAGAAAAAAAAAUGAUAAAAAAGCAACUGAAGGAGCUAGAGCUUUAUAACUUUAAUAGAGUAAGAGUCAGCUGAAGUAGAGACGACCUUAACACGGCGUAAACGGGGAGAGAGAGAGAGAGAGAGAGAUUCGCCAACUGCACGCCACAGUGUUAAAAAAAGAGAAAAAAAGAAAAAAAAAAGUUCAUACAACAUCUUACUCCAGAAAGAAAGAAAAAAAACAAAAAACGGAAAAAAAAAAACAUGGACAUCCAUUAGGUGCUUAAAAAGUCAACUGACGAUAUUUCCCUUGGUUUUGUAUGUUUAUAAUCAGUCAUUUACUGACCAGUGAAAGAAAUUUUUUUUGUGUGUGAUUUUUUUUUUUUUUUAAACAAAAAGCUUUUUUAUGUUUAAGUGUAGCCCAUUUGUUUUGUAAAAGCAAAUUGCCCUACUUUGUUAACCUGACCUAAUUUAAGCUAAACUGAUCUUUGAUGGUUCUUGAUUAAAUGGAGAAAAACGAAAGAUUUUUUUUUUUGUUUAGUUUUUUUUAUUAUUAUUAUUUAAAAAAAAAAAAAAACACACAAAGAUCCGAACAGUUUCGGCUGUAACUUGAUCGAAAGCCCCCAAGGUGCAUCAGCAGCGUGGUGGCCUUCUAUUCACCUAAGACUUGAAUUAGUCCCAUUUUUUUUUUUUUUUUUUUUUUUUUUUUAAGGCUAUAACCUCGAUUCUUUGUUGUAAUGUGCAAUACUGUUUGUACUGUUUGUAAAAAAGAAAAAAAAAAAAGAAAAGAAAAAGAGGCAUAAAUCUUUAUUGCAGAUUUAUUUUCAUUGCAAGCAUUGUGAUUCACUAAAAUCAUUUUCUACUGUGUAUUUACCUACUCUACAUGCUAGUACCUUCCAGUGGUAAUGUAGCCUUUAUACUGAGAAAUUUUUCAUUAUUUUUAGAGAUUUUUUGCAAAAAAAGAAAGGAAUUAAAACAUUUACAUAUUUUUUUUUCUUCUUUUUUUUUAUUUCAUAUUUCUUUUACAGACUUAUUUCUCAACCAUUAAUAUUGGCUAUUUCUGGGGGAGACUUUCAUAUCUGGUCAAUGUCGUUAAUAUUAUUUUGUAUUUUUACUUGGAAUAAAUUAAUUUUAUGAUGCUAAUUCUUUAAAAAAAAAAUUCUUUUUGUUCAUUUUAUUUGAUGAAGCUGAGAACCUUUGUAAUGUUACUAGUGUCUAGAUUUUUUGAAAUGCGAAGCUUUGUGUUAACUCGCUGAUGUUGCUAACAUUAGUGUGACAAUGAUCUCAAGUCAGGGGGGGGGGUUUCAAAGCUAGGAAUUGAUGCUUGGUAAUGGAAAAUGACGUAAUGUAUCGACUGAAUGGGCAAUAAAACGAAAUGGCAGAAAGGAGCGAAUGUGAGGUGAAUGUUUAACUACUUCUACUCCGAUCACUGCCACUGAAACGCCCACGAUGUGCUGAAAUUAAAGCAGCGUGCUGUGGCUGGAGAGUGUCACAACAACUUUCUGAGAGCAUUCACUCACAAAUACCCCGUAGAAGAUUAUUUUCCCCAUCUGUAGCAGGACUCGGUGUAUAUAAGAGGCCAGUGGUUAAGGUUCUGUGCUAAUCCUGGGCCACACUAGAGGAUAAUCAGGAUGAAGUUGUUUUCCGUUUUCUCCCCAAAUAUGCUCUUGCCAAUUCCCAUCCACCAACUUACUCUCCUCGAUCACACGCCAGCUCCCACGCAGAGAGGGUGAGGGCCAACUGCAUCUUUGCAAACUGUUGACCUGCUGCGUCAAAGGGCAGCGGAACCUGAUAUCUGCGCGAGCGCACAGAUGGCAACGAUUGGCUAGUGUCAAUGUGAUCAUGCCGUCCUUCGCACCAAGAGAACUCGAGCCAAUUUCGCUCUCUUGACUCUCGGACACAGAGAGCUGUGGCAUUGUUGGGAUUCAAGCUUGUUCUCCCGAUAGCACAAACGCGUUUUUUUUUUUUUUUUUUUUUUUUUUUUGAAAUGAACCAAAACCUUCUGACCAAUUAGAUAUAAGCAUUUAACCGUGCUGUGACAUCAUCAUAGAUUUGAAACAUGCAAAAAAUUACGACUCCCCAUCCUGUAAUGUACGGCAACACCCACUUCCCUGACCUGAAGACGUGGGUGAGUGACAGCUGAGAGAAAUCGUCAUCCACCAAGUCAUAUGUGGUUCGGCAAAUUCCCAGGUUCUGAGAGUUGGGAUCUUUGGUGCAAAAAUUAGUGCAGUCUGUCAUUUCUCGCACCCCCAGGGUUGGGGGUUUGAAUCCCGCCUCUCGCAUGUGCUUCGGGGGUUUCCUCCAGGCAGCCUGCUUUCCUCCCGAGGCCAAAGACGUGUGUUGUAGGCUGAUUGGUAUUUCCAAAUGAUCCGUAGUGUGUGAGUGGGUGUGUGACUGUGCCCUGCGAUGGGUUGGCACCUCGUCCAGGCUCCCUGCAAUCCUGUGUAGGAAAAGCAGUACAGAGGAUGGAUGGAUGGGAAUCCUGUAGUGUGACCCAGGCGUUAGAGACGGAAAGAUUGUAGAGGUCUUGAAUAAGCCGCUUAAUGCUCUUUAACCCAUCAGCGUGCUGUAUGCGACCCUGCGCUCUGCCCCUGACAUUCUAAUCAGAGUUGAGUAAACAUUUCCCCGUGUUCGUUUUUCAUUUUCAUACAGUCCAUUGUGACUAGCUGUGUGUGCAUGUAGUCCGUGACUGCAACUCGGUCAGCGUUCAGAUAUGCAACUGAUCCACCAGUUUCCCCAAGUUCGUGCAAGUUCACAAGUAAACAUUUUGGCUACGAUCUUAAAGAACACCCCCUCAUCAUUUUUAAUUUUAUUUAUUUAUUUAUAAUUGCUUGCUUUUUUUUUUUUUUUUUUUUUUUUUUUUUUAUAAAAGAAGUAAAUGCUCCAGCUCUGGUGUUGUGGUCCUCUCUUUUGCACCAAUAUCAAAACAAGAAUGUCCUCUCUAGCUUGCUUAUUUCUACCUAUUUGUUUUGGUCUUUUACUAAUCCGAGGCUUGCCUACUAACCUCCUAAUGUCGUCCUCCUGAAACGGUUAUUUUUGCUCUCACUGGCGACUGUUGAUCAUUUCAUCAUUAGCUCACUGCACUCAUUUCGUAACCCUUGUUCUAAAAAGGACCUUCGCGUCGAAUAAUGUCACCGAACAGCUGCUGAGGAACCAGGAGAAGAGAAAGCGAAGCCGCGUCCUGGCGACUGUUUCACACUCUCUCUGUAGAUGUCUAUAUAUUUCCUGUACUAGAUUUGGGGAGUUAUUUAUUCACCCGUGCUUCAUAUGCUCAUUCUCCGUGGGUGGAGCUGCAGCCCACUCGGUCAUGUUGUGAAAAACAAACAAACAAACAAACAACCAUAUACAGAUAUACCUAUAUACAUGAAAGAUUGAUUUCUUUUUCCGAAGUUAUGUUUUAAUUUAUAACUAAUGACAGGUUCUAUCAUGACAAGGUUUUAAGAUUGUUGACUUGGACCUGUGCUUGUCUAAUGUUGUAGUUAAACUGUGAUUUAAAAACAAAACAAAACAAAAAAAACACGGAGGGCAAUGCUGCUAUUGCUUACAACUUGCUUCAAGUUUGUAGUUCCCACCUUCAUUAUUUCCCCCUUUUCUGUACUAAUAAGCAGAUCUUAUUAAACAUAGUUGUAUGAUGCUGUGACGUGUGGUCGUCUUUUGCAUGGCCUCAGUGUUUUCCUGUAACUCUGUGUUGCAUGAAUGUACCGUCUACACCACACCGUCUAAUGAUGAUAUGCGUCUUGUACAUUCUGAUGAAAUUCAUUUUGACGCGCGUGUAUUUAACAGAACUCGGAGCAGGCUGAGCCACACCCUAACCACUAAUUCACCUCUUCAGUGCUCGCUGUGCAUUUAAAAAGUGCUUUAACCACAACGUCUGGCUUUUAAAAAAACAAAAAAAAAAAAAAAAAAAAAAAAAACGAAAGAAAA